GAGAUUGUGGUCUUAAUAGAAUGUUCCGAGCACUAUCGAACGAUUCUGUUGUUGAUCAUUACUUCGGGCUAUUGUACACUUUACGUCGCUUCAUGACUGUACUAGUUUGUGUAUUUGUGUAUAUGUCCUAAAAGUAUAUUUUGUAUCACGGUUGUACAUCAACGCAGAUUUUUUUUAAAAAAAAACCUAUCCUCCGCUAUUGACCCAAAAAAAAAAUCUAUUCCACAUGUUUUGCGGUAUUCUUGGUGACAAGGAACUCUUUUGAAUAACAAGCAACGCAAGGCUGCUUCCAGGAAAGAAAGAAGAAAGCGGAAACGACAAGCAAUCGCCCGAGCCAGGGAAUGUGACGCACAAAAUGGAGCCAUUGUUGAUCCCAAUGAGGAAAUGGACAAAGAGGAUGAUGAUGAUGCCAGUUUUGUUCUUGAAAGGCAACGGCUACAUGACGAGUGGCUAGAGCGAGAGCGGCUCGCGCAAGAAGAAUUCCUUCUGAGGUCUGAGAGGGAGGAGGCUGCAAGGAAACGGAGAGAAGAUGAUGAGCGGAAGAUAAAGGAGGAAUGGGAGGCCCAGCAGAGAAGAGAAGAACAACAAAAAGAGCAGAAGCAACAGGAGAAGCGAGACAGAGAGGAGGCUGUUCAGAAAAUGUUGGAUGAAGCAGAAAAUCAGCUAACUAAUGGAGGGCCGUGGAUGAAUCCUGAGGCUCCGGUUCCAGACAAAUCUCAAAAUUAUGGGACGGAGCGAGAUGCAGCCAACUGCCCUUUCUUCCUCAAGACUGGGUCCUGUCGAUUUGGGGACAGAUGUUCUCGAAAGCACGUCUAUCCAUCGACCAGCCCCACUUUAAUGAUCCGGGCUAUGUUUAUAACAUACGGCAUGGAGCAGUCUCAACGUGACGACUACGACGGGGAUGCUUCUCUGGAGCACAGCGAGGAAGAUCUGCACGAGUCCUUUACUGAAUUCUACCAUGACGUUCUACCAGAGUUCAAGACUGUUGGCAAGGUGGUCCAGUUUAAGGUUAGCUGCAACUAUGAGCCACACUUGCGAGGGAAUGUUUACGUUCAGUUUGACACAGAGGAGCAGUGCAGACAGGCCUUCAUCAAGUUUAACGGAAGGUGGUACGCUGGCAAGCAGCUCCACUGUGAAAUAUGUCCUGUAACACGGUGGAAGAAUGCCAUUUGUGGACUGUUUGACAGAAAGAAGUGCCCCAAAGGGAAACACUGCAAUUUCCUGCAUGUAUUCCGAAACCCUGGCAAUGAAUUCUGGGAGGCUGACAGGGACCUUCACCUAUCACCGGACCACAGCAUCAAGAGGAGUCAGUCGGAGAGACACUCGGAGAGAUACUCGGACAGACACUCAGAGAGACGCGGAGACCGAUCACGGAGGAGCCACUGGAGCAGAAGCCCACCGAGAUCGGAGCGAUCUUACGGCAAACGAGAGGACGACCGCCGCAGCGAGAGGAGUCGAGAUAGGAGGACGUCACAGCACCAAAGAGACGACAGCAGGCGCUCAUUCAGGUCAGCGCGGUAUGACAGGGCGAGUGAUAGGUACCCAAGCAGAAGCAGAGAAAAAUCCCGCAGUAGAAGUCGAGACCGGAAAAGGAGUCGAGAUCAAGACAGAAAUGUAAAAAGUCCGAAUAAAGGUGAAGAAAAAGACAGAAAUGGAGACACGGAGAGAAACAAACCAGGCAGAGAAAAGAGCAAGCGUCACAGCCCGGAGAACGAAGACGAGAAAAGACGUCCCGAUGAGGACAGCAAGACACGUCGCCGCCACAAACACUCGAAAAAGAGCAAAAAGAAAAGUAAGAAGAAGCACAAGAAGAGGAGCUGUUCACCUGAAGGCACGACUUCAUCUCGAGAGUCAGAAGACGAGACUGAAGAAAAAGGAGAGCGCUCUCAGAACAAUGAGGACUUGAGUGCAAAUCCAAGCAUUGAUGCAGAGAAUAGUUCCAUAACACAAGUUGAUGAGCACACACAAAGUUGUUCUUAGUGGCUUUUUACAACUGAAAAUCUGUAAAAAUAUUUUUUUUUUUUUUGUAUAUUUAGCAAUAUUUUCACCGUGACGUCACACAUACUUUCUCCAAUAGAUGAAGAUUUUAGAUUCUUCUUCUGUAUCGCCGUUGUUUGAGUGUCUGACAUGUCAGGCGAAAAAAAACUUAAUUCAGACAUUGCGAAACUGGCUAAUUGACUUCUGGUGCUCGGAUUAAUGGCACUCACAUGUUGACACAUCACGUCAACAAGAAGGCUAGCCAUCAUUGUUUGGUUAAAUGACUCGACGACAACCCAACCGAACAUUUUGUGCGUACUUGCGAAAACUUGAUAUUCUCUGUACAGUAAUUUAUGACAGCUACUCUAUUUAUCCUCCACUAAGCCAAGCACACCGUGGUUAUUUGCAUAGCUUAAAUAUAACUUGAUUGAUCAAAGAACAAAACAUAACAGGACGAUUAAUGACAAUGAACAGAAUCGCAGUAGAUGAAUCGAAUCGAGACCUGUGGAUUGCUGCAGCUACUCCAGAGAUGAUGACCCACACUAAACUUCCAUUUAGUCCAAUUACCGCAAGGUUAUCUUACUGCUGUGACUCUACUCUAGCUGUAUACUUUCACAUGAUAUACACAAAAAAUACAUUUUACAAGAAACUGUGAAGGCCAAAUAAGCUCCUUACUAGUCACGUCUUGCAACUGAAUGUGUUGAAACUGAUGUUCCUCAUCAGUGCUCUCGAUCAACGAAACUUCUUCCAAUUUUUGGAGAUUUCAAGUGACCAGUUGCAAUUUUUAAAUGGUUGAUGGAAAAUGUUAAACUGCAAAAAAAGAGGAAACAUUGGCUUCAGUUUGAGGAUGUUUAUUAAAUACUGUCAAAUUUAAAUGUCAAUAGGAUGCUGAAUACAAAACUGGUUUCUUUUUCAGAAAUUAAAGAUCAAGUUAAUUUGUU
Phyllopteryx taeniolatus (common seadragon) is the source of this 2918-nucleotide messenger RNA. RefSeq names its product zinc finger (CCCH type), RNA-binding motif and serine/arginine rich 2 (gene zrsr2). The coding region runs from base 385 to 1980 and encodes 531 amino acids. The transcript is spliced from 11 exons. Gene Ontology annotation, molecular function: pre-mRNA 3'-splice site binding; metal ion binding. Gene Ontology annotation, biological process: mRNA splicing, via spliceosome. The record is from RefSeq and is a predicted model, not a curated record. Gene Ontology annotation, cellular component: spliceosomal complex; U2AF complex. Lineage: Eukaryota; Metazoa; Chordata; Actinopteri; Syngnathiformes; Syngnathidae.